AUGGAGCUUCCAACAACCAGCAAGGAAUUUUUUCUUGCUUCCAAUAAGACUUCCAAUGCCUCUUCUCAUAGGACUGAUUAUAGCUUUGGCGGCCUGACACUGAUACAGCUUAGAUGCAUCUUUGCUUCUUUCUGUGGCCUCAUCUUGUUAGUUGGUUUUGCUGGCAACCUCUUCAUGUUGCUGGUCCUGAUUGAGGGUUUCCAGAGCAGCAGCAGCAACUCCAUCUCUGCUGUGACCAGCACUCUCAUGGUCAACAUCACAAUCUCUGAUCUGAUCUUUCUCCUCUACAGUGUCACUGUGCUGCUCUUCACGUUCCUCCAUGAGGACUGGGAGAUGGGUGCAGCUGUCUGUGUAAGCAGCCAGAGUUUUUCUAUGUGGACCAUGUUCUGCAGCUUUUACAGCAUGGUAGUUACCUCCAUCCUGCAAUACCUGGCAGUAGUUCAUCCAACCCGCUCCUUCUCAACAAACAUGCUCCAGAGGCUUCUGCUGUGCAUGCUCAUGUGGCUUAAGGGCUUCACUGUCUCCAUCCCCAACUGGAUGCAUCAAAGAGUUAUUGUGUUGGAAGAUGCUAGAUACUGCAUGCUUCUGAUGACAUCAAAGCAAACAUACCUGUAUUUUGUUCUCUUUGGGGGGAUUGCCUUUUUCCCCUUUGUGCUUCUGUUGUUCCUCUGCUAUUCCAGAAUUGUCCAUUCCCUCUGGUUCAGGAAGCUGGUGGUGGUCCAGUCAUCUACGAGCAUUCGGGUCAACAAGAAGGCUAUUGUUAUGACCCUGACUGUACUAGCUGUUUUCCUCUUGAUGUGGAUACCAUGUUCGGUGGUGAUCUACCUCUCUGCAAUCCACAGCCUUCCACAAACGCCUGCGGGGUUUGUAGCCUCUGGCUUAUCUACCAUAUUAGCUUACUCAAACUGCUCCGUGAGUCCUCUCAUCUGUUUCUCCCUUUCUGAUCAGUUUCAGGCUGGCCUGAAAAAACUGCUUUGCCAAAGAGGUUCUAGAUAA
Molecule: messenger RNA, 996 nt
Organism: Rhineura floridana
Lineage: Eukaryota; Metazoa; Chordata; Lepidosauria; Squamata; Rhineuridae
Product: galanin receptor 2a-like
Exons: 1
Coding region: 1-996 (331 amino acids)
Biological process (GO): cellular response to glucocorticoid stimulus; neuropeptide signaling pathway
Cellular component (GO): membrane; neuron projection
Molecular function (GO): somatostatin receptor activity; neuropeptide binding
Source: RefSeq, a predicted model, not a curated record